UCAGUCAGUCAGUCGUCUGUGUGACCGCCGUUGCUCGUGGUACGUGUUUGGUGUCGUUCCUUGUGCGCUCUGCGACAUCUUUCUGCGCCGACCACGUGUGGUGGCCAACGAUAACGUAAGCAAAUUUCGCAGGGACCGUAUGACGUUUGGAUUUUAAUAAUAUUAGUUAUUGUCAAUCGCGUUAAGACCGUUGUCUUCCCACGGCACUGCCCGAAGUGAUCACUAUGAACCCGUCUUCUACUACAUGUUUCAUCGUUGUCGACGUCCUCCUUCACCGUCGCCGUCGCCGCAACCGUCUUCGACCGAAUUGUUGAACACGUAACCCGACGAGUACUGAAUAAUAUCAUUGUAGCGUUGCCUCGACGGAUUUCGUGUGGAUUUAAAGUGUGCGCGGAGGGAGAUCAAUUUCAAUAUCGUCGUUUUACCAAUCCCGGUGUUAUGAUGUUAUACGUGUUACCACCGCAGACGACCGCGGGUCCACCGUCGCCUUGGACUACGAUUCUUUGCGACGGCGAUGGCCAGCAAGAGUCAGCGACGGUGACGGUGGCCAACGGUGGCCGGUUGACAUAUAAACGAAACGCCAGCAACAACAGACGCGUCAAAGCGUGGUUGAAUGCCGUGCAGAAGAACAACCGUCCGCCACCGCCCAGAAAACCCAGGGUGGAUGCCGUCGUUGCGGCUGGUCCCGAGGAUUCCGGAGCUGGUAGUUCAUUAGAUGAAGAUGAACCCAUCAAAACAAAUCGCAGACUUAGUGAGUGUUAUUUCGCCAACAAAGGUUCAGCGACUGUUCUAUGUUCGCCCAAGUCGCACCACCAACAGCAACUGCAAUCCCGACGUAAAAGACACCACCAUCAUUCGCACCCACAUAGACACCAGUCGUUGUCUGCUCCAGCAUCCAGUCGGCUGUCCGCAGGCAAUGAAGAAAUGCAGACGCGUGCGAAUAAUAUACAGGCGCAUUUGCAGUCCAUGUUCCACAUACUUAGGCCUGAUGAUAGUCUGAAUAUGGCAGUAAAGUUGGAAAGUGUACAUUCCGGCCGUACCAGAUAUUUAGUUGUAGUAUCGUGUAUAAAUGGAAAUAGUCAAGAAGAAUCCUGUCUUUUGGGUCUAGAUUGUAACCAAAGAACUACUAUAGGAUUGGUGCUUAGACUUCUUGCAGAUACCACAAUUACACUGGACGGAGAUGGUGGAUUUAGUGUUAGUGUAUGCAGCCGACAACAUAUUUUUAAACCCGUCUCGGUGCAAGCUAUGUGGUCAGCCCUCCAAUCCUUACAUAGAGUCAGUGCUCAAGCUCGUGAACACAAUUUUUUUGAAGGAGGCCUAACUCACGAUUGGAUAACGCAUUAUGAAAAACAAAUUUCUUCUGACCAAUCAUGUCUUAAUGAAUGGAAUGCAAUGGAUUCAAUAGAGUCACGUCGUCCUCCUUCACCUGAUUCGCUGAGAACGAAACCCAGUGAACGUGAAGAAACAGAACGUGUAAUACGAAGUGCUCUAAAAGAAGUCAUGAUGAGCGUAGAUCUAGACGAAGUGACUUCGAAAUUUAUUAGGGGUCGAUUGGAGGAAACACUAGAUAUGGAUCUAGGUGAAUAUAAACCAUUCAUUGAUCAAGAAAUGCUUACCGUGUUAGGUCAAAUGGAUGCUGCCACGCAAAUAUUCCCACACGUUUAUUUAGGUUCUGAAUGGAAUGCGUCGAACCUUGACGAACUCAAUCGAAACGGUGUACGACAUAUACUAAAUGUAACUAGGGAAAUUGACAAUUUCUUUCCCGGAUCAUUCAAAUAUCUGAAUGUUAGAGUAUAUGACGAUGAAAAAACAGACCUUUUGAAACAUUGGGAUAAUACGUUCAAAUAUAUAAAAAACGCCGAGCAAGAAGGCUCUAAAGUUUUAGUUCAUUGUAAAAUGGGUGUCAGUCGGUCUGCAAGUGUUGUUAUAGCAUAUGCUAUGAAAGCAUACAACUGGUCAUUUAAAAAAGCAUUCGAUCACGUUCGAUCAAAACGAACCUGUAUUAAACCCAAUAAACAUUUUAUCCUACAAUUAGAGACUUAUCAAGGGAUUUUAGCUGCAAUGAAAAAUCGCGAAAAACUACAGCGCUCCAAAUCUGAAACUAAUUUGGUGGCUACAUCGGGUCUUAUCACUCCGCCAAAUUCACCUAAAAAGCCUUUGGACACACCGAGAUCUCAAAGCGAAGGUGAUAAAGAUGCUACACCGCCGGAUCGGUUAGACAAAGAAGAUGGUCCUGUUGUCCCUAGUCCACCUACACAUCUGAUGCCACCAAAGUUAGAUGUUAGCGGAUACGACCUAAUGAAAUGUGGUGGAAGACCUAAGUCGUGGUCUCCGGAAAAUAAUUUUGCCACCGAUAUUUUAUCCAACUCUACAUUACUGUCCCAAUCAUUGGAGAAAAUUAAUGUGGAUAAAGUUGCUAUUGAAGUAGAAGUUGAAGUUCCAAAUAUUCCACCGGCCCCUCCAUUGCCUCCUUUUGAAGCUCAUAAGUACAACGUUAGUGUAUUUAUGCCGUGCGGUAAUGGACUGAGAUCUUAUAGUGUAUCACAAAAUAAAAUCGUUCAGUUACAACCUACUCCACCUCCUCCGAGACCGUCAUCAGUUAAACUUCGGGUCAACGAAUUGGAAUCGAGCAGCAGCAACAGCAGCGGUAGCAGUAGCAUCGGAGUAGGUAACGGUUGCACUUCUAGUCCGGAUCGUAAGUCAACAAUGGAUCCAAGCCGAAAUCUAGUACUAAAUCUCACCACCCAGUUUGAAGGCGUGGUGGCCUCGUCGAGCGCCGCCAACUCUCCUUCCGACGAUAUUCUAGUCAAACCCCUGCCAGCGGAGUCACCGAAAUUCAACCGUAUCGCUGUCAACCGACCUGUCGCUGCGGUCAACGUUUACCAAAGUAAACGCGAUACCGUUGGUGGCUGCGGUGACCUGUUCUCGUCCCGCCUGGAUCGAGUGUUCGAGCGCGAAGAGCGCAAACAGUGCCGCGAGCCCGACCCAGUGGUGAUGAGCAGUGGCGGGGCCGAUGUUUCUAGGCAAAACUCGUGGGGCUCGUAUGACAGUGCUGUCGUGUUGCGAGACGUCAUAUCCAGACACAGCUCGUGGGGCUCUUGCGACACCCGUACUCUGCCGUCGAGGAACAGUUCGUGGGGCUCGUACGACAUUCGACCGACUAUGCAGUACGUGAGUGAACGAGGCGAGAGGCCGACGAUCGUGGAGUCGUUGUCGUCGUCGUCAUCGUCGUCGUCUGCACCGACGAAAAUAGCCACGGAAGACGUGAUGAGUUACCAUCCGACGAAAAGAUCAAAGCAAAAGGACCAACAGAAACUGCUGUUGCCAAACUGUUACUCGAGCUCGCCGACGUUGGGUCAAGGCGUUUCGCCCAAGUUGGCCAAUCGGGCGACAGCAUCUCAGCCCAACAUAUCCGGUCUGGGCAACGGCAGUUGCAGUAGCAGCAAACACAGUAGUCUGGUGAAAAGUCUGAAAGAAGAGUUCGAGGCCAAGGCCAGUGAUACUGUGGAGAAACCUCCGCGGAAAAACAGCAGCGGAGGUAGUGCCACGGAAGACGAUGGCAACGAACACGUCAAAAGCCUACCCACGUCGCCCGUCAGCGAACAUCCUAAAGUAACGCAGCGACCUAGUCCAGCAGCGUCCAUGGAAGACAUAUCGGUCAGGAAACUUGUCGGAAAAUACGAGAACGGCAGGGCUCGGUCUAAAACGUUUGUCCAGGACAGCGGAUGCCCACGCAUACCUCAUCAACAACCUCCCGUGCCCCCUAGAGUGUCCAGUUUAGACGCGACCGUUAUCGGACCCCGAAAGUUCACCAAGGCAGAAUGCAAUCCCGUUGUUAAAACUGUCGUGUUGCCCAUACAGCAAAGUGACAUCCGCGCAUCUAUCAACCGUGCAGCUAACAAUAAAUUGCAACAGGGCAAAUCGCAUCCGUUAACUAAGUUAUCAUUUAAACAGCUUAAGGUCAACAGUACCGUUUAUAACAGUAUGUAAAACAAUUUUACCGUAAAAAAAUAAAAGCAAAAAAAUGUCGACUUAUAA
Molecule: messenger RNA, 4038 nt
Organism: Sipha flava (yellow sugarcane aphid)
Lineage: Eukaryota; Metazoa; Arthropoda; Insecta; Hemiptera; Aphididae
Gene: ssh
Product: protein phosphatase Slingshot
Exons: 11
Coding region: 439-3990 (1183 amino acids)
Biological process (GO): negative regulation of actin filament polymerization; actin cytoskeleton organization; protein dephosphorylation
Cellular component (GO): cytoplasm
Molecular function (GO): protein tyrosine/serine/threonine phosphatase activity; actin binding
Source: RefSeq, a predicted model, not a curated record